This is a messenger RNA of Aphanomyces astaci, 1239 nucleotides long. RefSeq lists its product as hypothetical. Lineage: Eukaryota; Oomycota; Saprolegniomycetes; Saprolegniales; Verrucalvaceae. The coding region runs from base 1 to 1239 and encodes 412 amino acids. The transcript is spliced from 3 exons. The record is from RefSeq and is a predicted model, not a curated record. Gene Ontology annotation, molecular function: nucleic acid binding.
AUGAAAGACCUCACAUCGGACCAGUACCGCGCAGUGGUGGACCACCUCCUCUUGCGCGUUGUCCAAAAGCCAUGCAAACUUCAACGCGGUGCCAUAAAAGACGUGGCCCGCAUCUUUGGCCGCAAUCGCCACACGAUCUCCGAGAUUUGGAUGCGUGCAAACGUAUCACUUGGCGGCGACCUACCCAUGCGUGAAAUCGUAUGCGAGGAAAUCUCAAGCCAAAAGAAGGGCAGGGUCGCUCGAAAGCAAAAGUAUACCGAUCUACCCGCACGUAUCCGAGCCGUUCCUGCUGCUCAACUCAAGUGGGCCGUCGACUUUGUACAACCCGAUCAAAACGUGUCCUUUGAAGACAUGUACGAUUACGUUCAUGUCGACGAAAAGUGGUUCCACGCAACACGAAUCAAGUCCCGACUGUACCUCUUACCUGGUGAGCGCCCUCCUCAUCGCUCAACCCAAAGCAAGCGGUUCAUCACCAAAGACAACGACAAGUGCGAGUGGUUCGAUGGCAAGAUUGGGACGUGGCACUUCACUGAAGUUGUGCCGGCUGCACCAUCGUCGCGCAAUCGGCCGGCUGGGACACUUGAGCUUCGUCCUAUCAACGUUACGAGGACAAUUUACAAGCGCAUAUUGAUUGACAACGUGAUACCAGCAAUCAAAGCCAAGUGGCCAGCGGAAGCAACUCGAAGCGUCAUCAUACAGCAGGACAACGCGCGACCUCACGUCUCUCCAUGGGACAUUGACAUUGUUCAAGCCUGCACUUCGACCGGAUGGUCAAUGCAACUAAAGUGUCAGCCACCCAACUCACCUGACUUGAACCUCCUAGACCUUGGCUUUUUCAUAGCGAUCCAGGCGCUGCAGCAAACGCACCACUCGAAUACCUAUAAAGACAUUGUGAAUGCAACCACAAAGGCGUGGCGCGAUGUCGAGCCAUGGUCAUUGGAACGCAACUUCCUUACCUUACAGUGUUGCCUCUGUGAAGUUAUUGCGUGUGCUGGGGACAAUUCCUACAAGAUUCCUCACAUGAAGAAGGCAGCGUUUAAGAAGUGUGGACGUUUGCCUGAGUCGGUGCAGUGCAGCCACGAUGUCGUUGAUGCUGGCUGCACGUUGUUGGCCCAGCACGACUUGGACAGCGUCAUGCGUGAAUUGUCGCUGCAAACUGCCAAUGACUUGGAAAUGAGUGAGAUCUUCACUGCAUUGGAAUCGCUUGAGAUCAGUUGCGAGGAUGAGAAAGGAGUGUAG